Molecule: messenger RNA, 288 nt
Organism: Dentiscutata erythropus
Lineage: Eukaryota; Fungi; Glomeromycota; Glomeromycetes; Diversisporales; Gigasporaceae
Source: the annotation of a GenBank genome assembly
AUGAAUGAAAGUAUAACCCAAUACCUAAAACUUGGAUUAUGUAGUAGACAAGAUGCAUAUAAUAUUUUGAGUCAAAUUUUAAAUAAUAAAAAUUGGGAAGUUAAACAUUAUUCACAAGGACAACAAAUUGCUGUAAUAUUAGUUACUUCACAAGCUAUUAGCAUAGAUAAGUUAGAGUCUAAUAGCUCUGCUAAAAAUUAUAAAAAAGAUAAUCAAAAACAGUAUUAUAAAAAAUUACUAAAUUUAAAUUGGCAAUUCAAUGGAUAUGUUGACAAAUUGAAGAUGUGA